UACAACAGGCAAAGGCAUUAUUAGCCUGUGUAUUUCUUUUCUUGGCUUAUUUUCUGGGCUCUUGAUGAUCAAAAUUCUUAAGUUCAAACUGCUGUGAUAAAAGAUAAGAUUGCUUCUUCCGAGGAUAUAUACACAUACUCUGCAAAAGUUCAGACGCUGUCUUCUAAAAAUCAGUAAUGAGUGAAGAAGUUGUAACUUAUUCCGAUUUGCUAUUUCAACCAUCAUCUCAGCCACAGAGGAGCCAAAGACUUGAAACUACCAAGAAAAAAGAUGCAAAUCAAUUACCAAAAACUCCACAAGAUCACCCUACUCCACUUUCUUCAUGGAAAUAUGUUGCUGUGUUUCUGUGGAUCAUUUGCAUGGGGCUUCUUCUGUCUGUUGGAUACUUGGUCAUUGAGUUGAAUAAGAAGCCAUUUCAACCAGAAGGAUGUCCAGGAAAUAAUUCCUCCAACAAGGAAGCAAAUAAAACAGUAGAUUGGAAAUACCCUACUUGUUCAAACAACUGGCAUCAGUAUGGAGAAAACUGCUACUAUUUUUCAAGAGACAUUAUUCCUUGGAAGGAAUGUCGCCGUUUUUGCACUGAUUUACAUUCUGGAUUUCUUAAGUUGAAUACUGAAGAAGAGAUGAAUUUUAUAACAAAAUUGUCAAAAAUGCAAUGCGGUUUGCAAGAAGAAAAGUUUCCAAUUAGCUUACACUACAGCAACAAACAACUGAACUGGGUUUGGCUAGAUGAUACAAAACUUACCCUGGACAAGCUUCAACUUCCAGGACAUGAGAAUGCUAAUAAUAAAUGUGCACACAUAAAAUACGGCCAGAUAAUUGCUGAAGAUUGCCAUAGUAGUGGUUAUUGUAUCUGUAAGAAGACAAUAUAUUCAGAUUAGAUAAAGUGCCUGAGAUUUUCCAGUGAGAUGACUUCAACUAUGUAAAAAUGUGUUUAGCUAAAAAUAGAUGUCUUAAUCAUUGAAGUCUAUAUCUUAUUCUUUAACUUUAAUCCAUAAUUUGUAACAGGA
Molecule: messenger RNA, 1010 nt
Organism: Cervus elaphus (red deer)
Lineage: Eukaryota; Metazoa; Chordata; Mammalia; Artiodactyla; Cervidae
Product: natural killer cells antigen CD94-like
Exons: 8
Coding region: 177-881 (234 amino acids)
Biological process (GO): cellular response to molecule of fungal origin
Molecular function (GO): (1->3)-beta-D-glucan binding
Source: RefSeq, a predicted model, not a curated record